Messenger RNA from Clonostachys rhizophaga, 1947 nucleotides. The record is from the annotation of a GenBank genome assembly. NCBI's taxonomy places the organism in Eukaryota, Fungi, Ascomycota, Sordariomycetes, Hypocreales, Bionectriaceae.
AUGGCAUCAAAUUUUACGUACGAAUCUCUUCACUCCGUUCCAGAUGUGAUACGGCUUCUUGAGCUCGAUCUCAGUGGCUCUCACCAGCAUAAACUUGUACGCCAAGCCAACAUGCGAUCGACAAAAUACCUCGCAUUAUCGUACACGUGGGGGACGAAUUCAACUCAAAUGAAUAUUUUGCUCAACUUUCAGCCCUUUUUGAUCAAUCCCAAUCUAUCCAAAGCCCUUGAAUCCGUCAGACAACACUGGAUUCACCAUUAUCCCCAACGGCAUGUUCUCCUUCUUUGGGUCGACCAAAUUUGCAUCAAUCAGAACGACGACGUUGAAAAGGGCCAUCAAGUAUCCAUGAUGGGAGACAUUUACCGCUGCGCACACCAGACUCUUGUUUGGCUGCCUGUUCCAGCCUCUGUUGCAGGAGGAUUCCGAGACUGGCAAACUUGGAGGAGCUGGCACCAAAACCAAAUCACAACCUCGCAAACAAUUGUGACUCAAGGCCCUGUAGCACAAACAGAGAUGGCGUACGCUCUAGAUGCAGACUAUCCGGUAGGCAGCGACUCCGAUAACCGUGAUAGAGAGCUCAUGAUGGCGUGGAACCACAUCCACGAUAUCAUUGCAAGCCCUUGGUGGGAGAGGGCUUGGAUUUAUCAAGAAAUCAUGGGUCCUGACCACGCCACAUUCUUGAUCGGUUGUGUUUCAGCGCCGUGGGAGGAGUUGUAUGAACUGCUCCAAUUGUUCUUCAGUCAGAGACACCGCCAUGGCGAUUUCUGUGCUAGGCUGAUGCGAACGCUACGGUCGCAGAGAAAUGGUUGCAUGAUACGUUUGCCCAAUUGCUGCGGCGGUUGCCUGGAUGAGUGUCGAAUGUUUGCUGGAGAGUCCAGAGAUGCAGCGUCCAGGAGUGGGAAUGACUGGGACGGAUUCGCCCCUGAGAUAUGGCGCGGAGUUGCCAGAGUAUGCAGGUGCUUGGAGACGAUUUCGCGUCGCUGCAGCACAAGUUCAGUUUCAGAUGAGGAAACACAAGCCAACCAAAGAGCAUUUGUCAAGAGACACAGUGAAAGGCUCCUCGAAGCUGAGGCGCUCUGGAAACCCACCAACUUCGUUCUACAGAGCAAAAAGGAACUGCAAGACAGAAAGAAGUUGGUGUCUGUACCGUAUCUGUCUCUGCUGCAACUAAUGGGGCAUUCUCGCAACUGUAAAGCAUCCGUGCCACUUGAUAAGGUCUAUGCUUUUCUUGGGUUGGCCGAGCCAGGGCAUGGCAUCCAGGUAGAUUACUCCAAAACUGCCAAUACGGUCCUUACAGAAGUCGCCUGUGCCAUAAUUCUAAAGCAAGAGCAUCUUGAUAUCAUUGGAAUAGCAAUGCAAAAUGACAGGUCGCGAGUCCAAUCCCCCACGGAUCAACUACCAUCGUGGGUACCCGACUGGUCAGUCAAAGACGACGCAAGCACCGCGUACAAGACCUUCCUUGAAGACAUUCGUUAUGAUUCUAUGAACUACUCUCUUGGUGCCAGCCAAGCAUCGCAAGCAAGAAAGGCCGUUGUUUCCCUUCAUGCAGAUAACCAUGGCAGGCCAAAUCGCAUCCUUCGAGCUCGUGGUAUUCUUGCUGAUCGUCUUAUGCGUGCCAAGCCCAGUGCAACUGCUUCGUCCUUUUCACACUUUGUCGGAGAAAGCGGAACGGAAAUCAAAUCAGUACCAACUGCGCGUAUCGGCGAUGAGGUCUGGGUACUUCUCGGCUGCAACGACCCAUUCACUCUCCGAAAAGAUGGAGGGCUGUAUACUAUACUCGGCCAUGCUAUGGUUUUGGAGCGCAAUCCGAUGUUUGAAGACGUGUUAUCAGGUACUCUUAACGAAAGAGUACAAGCUGCCAGGGAAUCUCAUCAUAUUCGAGAUGGCGGCUUGAUAGAACGGCUAGGGAGAGGCGAGGCGGCAACAACAGAUAUCAUGAUUUCCUAG